This is a messenger RNA of Entrophospora sp. SA101, 265 nucleotides long. The record is from the annotation of a GenBank genome assembly. Lineage: Eukaryota; Fungi; Glomeromycota; Glomeromycetes; Entrophosporales; Entrophosporaceae.
AUGGUAUUUAAAGAAUUGGCUGAUGCAGAUAUAAAAGUGGUAGUAACAGGAUCAUCAAUCGGAGAAUUGGCAUUACAUUAUUUGAAUCGUUUUAAUAUUAUGGUGGUUAAAGUGUUAUCAAAGUUUGAUUUAAGAAGAUUAUGUAAAGUUUUAGAUGCAAAUGCAUUGGCCAGAUUAGGUGUUCCUACACCAGAAGAGAUGGGUUAUUGUGACAUUGUAGAAACUGUUGAAAUUGGUGGUGAUAGAGUCACCGUUUUUAGACAAG